Molecule: messenger RNA, 672 nt
Organism: Aureococcus anophagefferens
Lineage: Eukaryota; Pelagophyceae; Pelagomonadales; Pelagomonadaceae
Exons: 1
Coding region: 1-672 (223 amino acids)
Biological process (GO): phosphatidic acid biosynthetic process
Molecular function (GO): 1-acylglycerol-3-phosphate O-acyltransferase activity
Source: RefSeq, a predicted model, not a curated record
AUGUUCGCCGCGGCGCCCUUUACGUUACUCUUCGACGGGGACCGGCGGCGCGCGCCCGACUGGGUGCAGAAGGCGUGGGGCCGGCUGACGACGCGGUGCUUCUACGAGACGACGGUCGAGGGCGCCGAGAAGCUCGCGGCGCUGGAGGGCGCGGGCGCCGUCUUCGUGUCGAACCACUGCUCCUGGCUCGACAUCUACGCGCUCUUCGAGCUCGACGCGCUGCCGCUAAAGAUCGUCGCGAAGCGGGAGAUCUUCUACAUCCCCCUCUGCGGCUGGGUCAUGCACCUCAUCGGCCAUAUCCCCCUGGACCGGAGCAAGGGCGGCGCCGGCGUGCUCGCGCGCUGCGGCGAGCUCCUCGACCGGGACCAGCCCGUCUUCUUCUUCCCCGAGGGCACGCGGAGCGCGGACGGCCGGCUCCAGGCCUUCAAGCCCGGCGCCUUCGUCCUCGCGGCGCGCAAGGACGUGCCCGUCGUGCCCAUCACGAUCCUCGGCACGGCCGCCCUCAUGCCGCCGGGCAACGAGUUCUGGCAGGGCGGCCGGCUCACAAAGGCCGGCGGCGUCACGGUCGUCGUCCACGACCCCGUCUACCCGGACCGGGCCGCGCAUGACGUCGUCCUCGACCUCUCGAGCCGCGCGCGCGCCGCCAUCGCCGGCGGCCUGCCGGAGCGCUAA